AUGGAUAAAUUCAUUAAACGUAGUGUAAGUUUGUCAGAUGAAAUUAAUGAAGAAGAAAAAGAGUCAAUGAAAAAGAAACCCAAAAUUGUUCAUCGAAAAUAUGACGAAAUCUACAUAAAUUACGGUUUUACAUAUUGCGGAGACGAAUCUUGUCCUACCCCAAAAUGUCCUGUUUGCGGAGAAACGUUGGGUAAUAAUUCGAUGGUGCCCAGUAAACUAAUACGACAUUUAACUACUAAACACCCAUCAGUAGCCCAAAAAGACAAAACGUAUUUUCAACGUUUGAAGGACCAAUCGAAGGAGCAGGUAAAUCUCAUGAGUUCGUCUUUCAAAACCUCAGAGAAAGCACAAAAAGCAAGCUACGUAGUUGCUAAUAUGUUAGUUAAAGCUAAAAAGCCGCAAUCUCUUCCUGAAACUGUAGUUUUACCUGUCUGCAAAGAAAUUGUCAAGAUAAUGAUCAGCCAAGAAGCUGCUAAAGAAAUUGAAAAAAUACCUGCAUCGGCAAAAACUAUUUCACGUCGAAUCAAUGACAUAUCUAAUGACAUUAAAUCGACGUUGAUUGAGAACUUGAGAUUUAGUGGAGUUUUUGCGCUACAAGUUGAUGAGUCCACUGACAUCAGUGGUCACGCGAAUCUCAUAUCAAAUGUUAGAUACAUUGAUGGAUGUGAAUUAAAAGAGGACUUUUUAUUUUGUCUGCCACUGCCUAACCAUACAACUGGUGAAGAAAUAUUUAAAGUAACGGACGAAUUUUUCAAUGAGCAUAAUUUGGAAUGGCAUAACUGUAUAAGUGUUUGCUCAGACAGCGCAGCGGCUAUGACAGGAAAGGUUAAAGGCUUUAUAGCUAAGGUUUCUGAAAAAAAUCCUAAUGUUCAAAAACAGCAUUGUUUUUUACAUAGGGAAGCUCUUAUGAUGAAGUCUCUGCCUGAAGAUCUACUGCGCGUUCUUCAAGAAAUCAUCAAUUACAUCAAGUCGCGACCGCUGAACUCUCGUCUUUUUAAUGCACUAUGUCAAGAAAUGGGGGCAGAUCAUCAGUCGCUUUUGUUUCAUACAGGUGUACGAUGGCUUUCUCGCGGCAACGUACUUUCCCGAAUUUAUGAGUUGAAAAAUGAGACUGAGAUGUUUUUGCAGUCCCAAGGUUCAGAUUAUGCACAUUUAUUUAAAAAAGAAGAAUGGCUAGCAAAACUUGCAUAUCGGACGGAUAUAUUUGCUCACUUAAAUGAGCUCAGUAAAAAAUGCAAGGCAGAAAUUCCAAUAUUUUGA
Parnassius apollo (apollo) is the source of this 1260-nucleotide messenger RNA. The record is from the annotation of a GenBank genome assembly. Lineage: Eukaryota; Metazoa; Arthropoda; Insecta; Lepidoptera; Papilionidae.